Messenger RNA from Ipomoea triloba (trilobed morning glory), 2953 nucleotides. Its product is annotated as pentatricopeptide repeat-containing protein At4g02750-like. The coding region runs from base 132 to 1931 and encodes 599 amino acids. The transcript has 2 exons. Gene Ontology annotation, biological process: RNA modification. Lineage: Eukaryota; Viridiplantae; Streptophyta; Magnoliopsida; Solanales; Convolvulaceae. Gene Ontology annotation, molecular function: protein binding; RNA binding. The record is from RefSeq and is a predicted model, not a curated record.
AUGAGCUCAACUCGACUCAUUUAAACUCUAAUCCCAACCUUAGAGAUGCUCCAUUUUACUAUACGGAGGAUUGCAAUUAAAACUUGAAUUACGUUCUAACAAAAAAUUGUAGCCUUGAGAUUGAUGUUUUUAUGGUCUGCUCCAGUUCUUUGCUAAUUCCCAUAAUACCACUUUUAAUGUCCAUAAGAUCAAAGCUCAGUAAUGUUUACACUUCAAACUUCCAUUCCCUCCGUUGGAUUCAACCUUAUUCUUCCCGCAAAUCCCCCAAGCUCUCUUCUUUUUCGCCCCACCAUAUUUACUCCUGCAAUCUCAAGAUUGUGGAGUUAUCUCACUCAGGGAAGAUCCAAUCUGCCCGCAAGCUGUUCGAUGAAAUGCUUGAAAGAGAUGUUGUGUCUUGGAAUUCAAUGAUCACCGCGUACUGGCAACAUGGGCGUCUGGACCAAUCUAAGAAACUCUUCGUGUCCAUGCCGAAGAGGAAUGUGGUGUCUUGGAAUUCAAUGAUUGCUGGUUGUGUACACAAUGAUUGUUUAGAUGAUGCUUGCCUGUACUUCAGCACCAUGCCUGAGAAGAACCUUUCCUCAUGGAAUGCAAUGAUUACAGGCUUCAUCAAGUAUGGCAUGGUGGAGGAAGCUAGGAGCUUGUUUGAGCAGAUGCCAAGGAGAAAUGUCAUUUCCUAUACUGCCAUGAUAGAUGGAUAUAUGCAGAUAGGAGAAGUUGACAAGGCUAGGGCGUUGUUUGAUUAUAUGCCAACAAAAAAUGAAGUUUCUUGGACUGUGAUGAUAAGUGGAUAUGUAGACAACAAUAGGUUUGAUCAGGCAAAGAAUUUGUUUGAGCAGAUGCCAACUAAGAAUGUUGUUGCUAAAACUGCCAUGGUUGUAGGGUUCUUCAAGGAGGCUCGCCUGGAUGAAGCAAAGAUACUAUUUGAUGGGAUUUCUUCUAAAGAUACUGUUGCCUUUAAUGCAAUGAUUGCAGGUUAUGUGCAAAAUGGAUGCAAUGAGGAGGCGUUGAAUUUACUCGUUCAAAUGUUGAGGAUGUGUCUACAGCCAGAUAUUUCCACUGCUGUUUCAGCUCUUAAUGCGUGCUCAAAUCUUGCAUCGCUAGCUAUAGGGAGACAAAUGCAUUCGUUGAUUCUUAAAACUGGGUUGGAAUCCAAGUUCCCGGCAUGUCAUGCUUUGAUUACCAUGUAUGGUAAAUGUGGUAGCAUUCUUGAUUCUGAAUUCGCUUUUGCACUUAUCCCCAACCCAGACCUUGUUUCUUGGAACACCAUCAUAGCUGCCUUGGCGCAACAUGGCCUGUACGAGAAAGUUGUUGCAUUCUUUGAGCGGAUGGUAUCUGAAGGACGUGAACCAGAUGGGAUAACGUUUCUCACCUUAUUGUCUGCUUGUGCGCAUACAGGGAUGGUUAAAGAGAGCAUGUUUUGGUUUGAUUCAAUGACUAGAACCUACAAACUUAGUCCCCAGUCUGAGCACUAUGCUUGUUUGAUUAACAUUUUAGGCCGAGCAGGCCAAUUGGAGAAAGCUUUGCAGAUCACCCGAGAGAUGCCUUUCGAAGCUGACUCUGCUGCUUGGGGUGCUCUUCUUGCAAGCAGUUUUGCUCACUCAAAUUUGGAACUGGGAAUGCUCGCCGGGGAGAAAAUCAUGGAACUGGGUUCUCAGAAUUCAGCAUCAUAUGUUAUGUUGUCGAACAUAUAUGCUGCAGCUGGGAUGUGGGGGGAGAUCUCAAGAAUGAGAGGCAUGAUGAAAGAGCAAGGGAUUAAGAAGCAACCUGCUUGCAGUUGGACUGAAAUAGAAAGUGAAGUCCAUUACUUUUUGGGAGGUGAUUCUUCUUAUCCUAAUAUGCAAGAAAUUCAUUCAACAAUCAAGCGGAUCAACUUGCAGAUGAAAUCGCAAGAGGACUUUGUAAUUGGUAACUUUUUCCUGGAUAUUUCUUAGCUGAAAUGCAUUGCUAUUGAGUAUUGACAUAUCCCCUAAGCAAAAGAGAUUCAGUUCAGCAUCUGGGAUUUGGACACUGGAGUGGUAAUUACCAAACCAACAGAUGGUGAAACAUGGAGAGCAAGCAUUAAGCAGAGCAACUGAGCAAGUUCAAUCUGGUUUAGUAGAAAGCUAUGUGCCCCUACGGCAUAGCUGUCGAAAGGUUGAGUGUGGGUGUAGUGACCCAACGAAUACCCAGGUUUGAAUCCUCAAUGAGAGACUGGGAGAGGAUAUCAGCCUUAGGGCAAAAAGCAAGUACUCAGAUUCUGCGUCAUUGAGAUACAUCUCACGAUUUACCUCUUCUCACAAUUCUCGGUACAGGGAGUGAGGGGCCCUCAGGUUGAGGGUUUAAUCUUAGUAAGAAAUAGUCGAACAAAAGUGUGAUGCAAUUUGUCGUCUGCUUUUACAUGAUCUCAUUGUGUAUACAAAGCUCACCCUUGAAUAAGUCGUACCAGCACUGCACCUGCCAUUGUUCUAACGUCUUGAUAGAUGAGGUAUUUACAUGAUCCCAUCGUGUAUACAAAGCUCGCCCUUGAAUUAGUCGUACCAGCACUACACCUGCCAUUGUUCUAAAGUCUUGAUAAAUGAGGUAAAUUAUGAGAUGAGAUUCGAUUUAGAGUUCCCAACCAAACAUUUUGCCUAUAUUUGGUGAAAAAUGGAUGCCAAAGUCUGGCAUUCAGGUGGAACAACUACUAUGCUUAGGUUGAUUUCUCCAAAACCAAGCAUGCAGUUAAUAGAACAGCAGAUUUUGGUGGUCCAUUCUACUAGCCAGCUUUGACCGUAUCAUUGCUAUCUAAUACAACAACUAGUGAAUUUUCUGAUGUUACAGUUUAAUGGUCAAACUUUUAAGCAUUCAUGCACGUUUAAUUUCAUUAACAAUGCAACUUUAUUAUAUAUAUAUUUUUGAAGCCAUGGUUGAGACAAUCUAACAGUCCUUGAUAUAUACAAAGACUUGUAAGUUGUUGGCAUGCCUAUUAUCCCUA